GGGGCUCUUCCCGCUUCCAAAAAAACCCCGGGAGCACAUUCCGCACAUUCCCACCUUCCCACAUUCCCACCAUCCCGUUAUCCAUGGGAUGACUCAGCGAUGGCGGCGGGAAAAAGCGGGAUGCGCAUUCCCGAUCCCUCGGGAUCGCCAUGGCCCUGACGGCCCGGGCGCUGCGCGGGAUCCGCCCUGGGAUCCGCCCGGGGAUCCUGGGAAAUGCUGCCCGUGCCUGCAGCAGGGCUGUGUGUGGCGUCAUUCCCAUGGAAUUCUCUCCCUGUUUUCCAGGCUGUGUGGGUGCCAUUCCCAUGGAAUUCUCUCCCUGUUUUCCAGGUGUGUUUGUGGCUGUUGUGGAGCUCUCCGGCCUCGCUACAAGCGCCUGGUUGACAACAUUUUCCCGGAGGAUCCCGAGGAUGGGCUGGUGAAAACCAACAUGGAGAAGUUGACCUUCUACGCCCUCUCUGCCCCCGAGAAGCUCGACAGGAUCGGGGCCUACCUGUCCGAGAGGCUCAUCCGGGACGUGGGCAGGCACCGAUACGGGCACGUGUGCAUCGCCAUGGAGGCGCUGGACCAGCUGCUGAUGGCCUGCCACUGCCAGAGCAUCAACCUGUUCGUGGAGAGCUUCCUCAAGAUGGUGGCCAAGCUGCUCGAGUCCGACAAGCCCAACCUGCAGAUCCUCGGCACCAACUCCGUGAGCUCCAAAUCCCAACCCAUCCAACCAGGAAUUCAUCGGGAAAAGGGCGGGGGACGAGCGUUGGGGGCUUUCCAGGAUUCUGGACUUGCUACUCCCGGAUUUUUGGCAGUCUGGGAUUUUUUUUGCAUCCAUUUUUUCCUGAAAUUCCUUGGGAAAAGGGCAGGGAAGGAGGGUUUGUGGUUUUCCAGGAGUCUGGAAUUGUUUUGGCGGUCUGGGGGUUUUUUUGGCAUCCCCUUUUUUGCCUGAAAUUCCUUGGCAAAAGGGCAGGGAAGGAGGCUUUGUGGCUUUCCAGGAUUCUGGAAUUGCUGCUCCCACUCUUUUGGCAGUCUGGGAUUUUUUUGCAUCCCUUUUUUCCCUGAAAUUCCUCGGGAAAAGGACGGGGAGGGAGGGUUUGUGGUUUUCCAGGAGUCUGGAAUUGCUGCUCCUGCCUUUUUUGGCACUCC
Molecule: messenger RNA, 1131 nt
Organism: Myiozetetes cayanensis
Lineage: Eukaryota; Metazoa; Chordata; Aves; Passeriformes; Tyrannidae
Product: protein EFR3 homolog B-like
Exons: 6
Coding region: 89-934 (281 amino acids)
Biological process (GO): protein localization to plasma membrane
Cellular component (GO): plasma membrane
Source: RefSeq, a predicted model, not a curated record